Messenger RNA from Histoplasma capsulatum G186AR, 720 nucleotides. RefSeq names its product SNARE domain-containing protein. Gene Ontology annotation, biological process: vesicle fusion; intracellular protein transport; Golgi to vacuole transport. The transcript has 3 exons. Gene Ontology annotation, molecular function: SNARE binding; SNAP receptor activity. NCBI's taxonomy places the organism in Eukaryota, Fungi, Ascomycota, Eurotiomycetes, Onygenales, Ajellomycetaceae. The coding region runs from base 1 to 720 and encodes 239 amino acids. Gene Ontology annotation, cellular component: SNARE complex; membrane; endomembrane system. The record is from RefSeq and is a predicted model, not a curated record.
AUGGCGUCCUCGAUAGAAACAGAUCCCUUCCUCCAGGUCCAAGCUGAUGUCCUCUCUGCUCUCAACAAUACCCGAUCCCUCUUCUCUUCCUACCUCCGCAUCCGCUCCAUAGCCACCACCCCCACCUCCCCAGAACUCGAGCAAGCACGCUCAGAGCUUGAAACAACCCUCCACGAUCUCUCCACAGAUCUGAAAGACCUCGUCGAAAGUGUGCGCGUUGUCGAGCACGAUCCAUAUCGCUACGGCCUUGAGUUGGAGGAGGUUGGCCGCCGGCGCCAGUUAGUUGAAGAUGUCGGGCGGGAGAUCGAUGGGAUGCGCGCGGAGCUAGUGCGGGUGGUUACCGCCAGUGCUUCUGCGACUGCUUCUGGUGCUUCUAGCGCUGUGAGGAGUAGGCAGGCUGGUGCUGGUGUUAGCGGACAAUCACUACCCAGUCCUUCACACUUCGAGCUCCACGGUGAUCAUUUACUCGGCGACGGCGAUCGGGAAGACUACUAUGCAGAAUUCGAGCAGCAGCGGCAGCAAGAGCUGAUGGUGGAGCAGGACCAGCAGCUUGACGGCGUGUUUCAGACGGUGGGGACCUUGCGGCGACAGGCGGAUGAUAUGGGUCGAGAGCUGGAGGAGCAGGUGGAGAUGCUGAAAGAGGUUGACACGCUGGCUGAUCGAGUUGGGGGCAAGUUGCAGAGUGGGGUUAGGAGGAUACCGCGUCAAGCUGCUGUAUAG